AUGCAUCCAACAAAGAGAAAGAAAUGGUGGCAAGUCUGUUCUGCAAACUGGCAGCUCUUGUCAGACAUAGGAUAUCAUUGUUUGGAAGUGAUUCUGCCACCAUGCACUGUAAUGAAGUCUGGAUCUGAGCUGGUGAAAGCUGGAGUUCGUGCUUUCUUUGAAAAUGCUGCAGAAGAUUUAGAAAAGACAUUAGAAAAUCUUAAGCUGGGGAAAUUUACUCACUCCAGGACUCAGAUGAAGGGAGUCUCUCAGAACAUUAACUACACCACAGUGGCCCUCCUUCCUAUACUGACUUCCAUUUUUGAACAUGUGGCUCGUCAUCAGUUUGGAGUUGAUUUGCUGUUGGACGAUGUUCAAGUUUCCUGCUACCGCAUCCUCUGCAGCCUUUACUCACUUGGAACAGGAAAGAACAUUUAUGUUGAAAGGCAGCGUCCUGCCCUAGGAGAAUGUCUGGCAGCUCUAGCUGGAGCUAUUCCGGUAGCUUUUCUUGAGCCAUCGCUAAACCACAACAAUCCACUCUCCGUUUUCAAUACCAAAUCUCCUCGGGAGAGAGCUAUUCUAGGCAUGCCAGACACAGUGGAAGAGAUGUGUCCAGAAAUGCCACACCUAGAAGGUCUUAUGAAAGAGAUUAAUGACUUGGCUGAAUCUGGAGCUAGGUACACAGAGAUGCCACAUGUUAUUGAGGUCAUCCUUCCAAUGCUAUGCAACUAUCUUUCUUAUUGGUGGGAGAGAGGUACGGAGAAUGUGCCAGAAAAUGCUAGGCCAUGCUGUACGCAGGUGACGUCCGAACACCUCAGUGUCAUACUGGGAAACAUCCUGAAAAUCAUAAACAACAAUUUGGGAAUAGAUGAAGCAUCUUGGAUGAAGAGAAUUGCAGUCUAUGCUCAGCCAAUUAUCAGCAAAGCCCAGCCAGACCUUCUAAAGAGCCAUUUUAUUCCCACACUGGAGAAACUGAAGAAGAAAGCAAUAAAGAUUGUGCAAGAGGAGGAGCAGCUGAAAGCAGACAGCAAGGCUGACACUCAGGAAGCAGAGUUGCUCAUUCUGGAUGAGUUUGCAGUUUUAUGUAGAGAUCUCUAUGCUUUUUAUCCUAUGCUGAUCCGAUACGUAGAUAACAACAGGUCAAACUGGCUCAAAAAACCAGAUGUUGAUUCUGAUGAUCUGUUCAGAAUGGUGGCUGAAGUUUUCAUUCUUUGGUGUAAAUCACAUAAUUUUAAAAGAGAAGAACAGAAUUUUGUAAUUCAGAAUGAGAUCAAUAAUUUGGCAUUCCUGACUGGAAACAACAAGAGUAAGAUGUCUAAACCCAUACAAGUGAAGUCUGGAGGGCAAGAUCAGGAGAGGAAGAGAACAAAGCGCAGAGGAGAUCUUUACUCCAUACAGACAUCCCUGAUUGUGGCUGCCUUGAAAAAGAUGCUACCCAUUGGGCUGAACAUGUGCACCCCGGGGGAUCAGGAACUCAUUUCCCUUGCAAAGAUCCGAUAUAGCCUUAAAGACACAGAUGAAGAAGUAAAAGAACACCUACGCAGCAACCUCCACCUGCAGGAGAAGUCUGAAGACCCUGCAGUGAAAUGGCAGCUGAAUCUCUACAAGGAUAUUCUAAAAAGUGAUGAGACGGAUCCAGAGAAAGCAGUAGACCGUGUUCAGAAAAUAUCUGCAGCUGUCUUCCAUCUUGAACAGGUGGAGCAGCCCUUGAGAUCUAAGAAAGCUGUCUGGCACAAGCUCCUGUCGAAGCAAAGGAAGCGAGCUGUUGUGGCCUGUUUUCGCAUGGCUCCUUUGUACAAUCUGCCA
Messenger RNA from Staurois parvus, 1785 nucleotides. Lineage: Eukaryota; Metazoa; Chordata; Amphibia; Anura; Ranidae. The record is from the annotation of a GenBank genome assembly.